AUGCCAUAUUCUCCCGACACCUACCAGAAUGCGCCGUCGCAACCCCACCAGCAGCGCCAGCACAUGCAGCGAAACUACAGUGGGCAGACUGCAGGCACAGGGUACAGGGGCACCUCUGCGCCAAUAGCACCAUACGCCUUCUCUAGCACUCCCCAGCUCCGGCAGGACAACCGAUCUGUGUCGUCGCCAAACCCCCAGGCCGCACAACAGCAGCUUCCUGGCCAUCGACAGCAAGCUCGCCUCGGCCAUCCCUCUCAUCCCUCCUCCUCAUCCGACUCGACAGUGUCGACAUCCGGCUCUUCCAGUCGCUCGCUCGCGCAUGCCUCGAAAGAUGACAGCGACAUGAAGCCAAUUGGUGACUUCACUGGCAUCACGCUAUCGACCGCCAUCCCUGACCUCUCCCUCUCUCUCGACGAUGCUCCUGUCAAAGCCUCACCAGGCCGCUACAGGCGAACUGCUGCAAGAACGGACUCGUCUGCUAGCAUAUCAACCGGUGGUUCCACACCAACAGCGACCCAACGCUCAUCGAUAGCAAGCACCCCCACGAACUCGACCCACGACACAUCACUUGGUGACCAUGAUCUGACACCAACUGGCAGACCUGGGCACAGCCGGGCUAACAGCGCAGACAACACCCUUGUGCAAGUUGGCACGCAAGAUUCUGCGAAGCGCUACAGGCGUCGCAGUUUCGCCGGCGUGGAAGGCAAUUCGCAAUUACCCAAUGCCAGUUCUGCUGGGCCUGCCCCAGUGCAAACUGCGGCCCCCAGCACAGGGCGACCUGGGUCGAACUCAGGUCGACCUGGCAGCCGGCCAGCCUCGAGUCACAGCCAUCAAAGGCAAGGCAGCGCCGGUAGCAUACAGUCGAGUACGUCGACGAAACCACCAGCCCCAGCCGCUGCAGCAUCGAAGCCCGGGAAUGCUGCUGCGAAGGCAGCAGAGCCUGCACGACGAACUGCACCCUCUCCUUUGUCACAACCAAUUUCCCCACCCGAACCAUCGAAUGCGGCGAAUAAGCAAAUUGGCAGCGAAGCCAUGAAGCACCUUGCAGCAGUUAACGAAAAGGAUAAGGGUAUGAAGUCGCGUCUCAGGAGAGCAUUUUCCUUCGGCAGUGCUGCCGAACUGCGACGCGCUUCUGCGGAAAACGCUGUUGCAGCUGAACGCGCAAGACUGAGGAAAGACAAGUACCAGACUGAUGAGGAUGCGGAACAGGCUGCCAUCAUUGCACAGCAGGAAGCUGCUGGUAUUGGUGCUGGUAUCUACUCUGGUCAGGGUGGAAUGGGCUCGAACGACAAUUUGUCCAUCCAAUCAGCUGCUUCGUCCGCCUCGAUCAUGCUUCGAAAGAUGGGUAGUGGGAUGAAGAAGGGCACCAGGUCUAUCAAGGGACUUUUCAGACCGAAAUCUGUCAUUGGUGUACCGGCUGCUGACGGGCCCAUUUCCAGGCCCAGUGUCGGUCAGGUCUCUAUGGUCUCAGUCGAAGCAGAACGUCAGAAGGUCAACGUCAACGCAAAUGCCCACGAUCAAGUCCGCGGUGGCACCGGAUACCCCAGGCUCGAACGUAACUCGAUUGAUGCUGGGCGCACGGCAGAGAUGGUCAAUGCUGACGGCUCGUCCGCCAGUGACAUGGCAAGGAAGAGCAUCGUUGGUGGAGACCGUGAGCGUGCCGAGAUCCUUUCGAAUAUGAAGAAGGGCAUCUUGAAGCGCAAUGGAACCAACUCGGACUCUGGUUCGCCCACCAUGCGACCUCUCGACGGACCCAAUCCAACGUUCGCCAUCAAUGCUCCGAUCACCCCUACUCACGAGAAGGGCAAAGCGAACAGCGAUGAUUACUUCACGAAGCCCCCGAAGAUUACGAACGGAAGCACGAGAAGCCUCCCGGUCACACCAGCGGCUGGUUCUAGGAAUAUAACUUUCAGCCCACGCAUCCAGUUUCACGACGCAUGGUCACCUCACGAUUACGACCGCCGAGGAGACAUCGCGACAUGCAACAGACUCACACCUAUGCUUGCGCAACAAAUCAAGGAGGAGCUCAACUCUUUCAAAAUGGAGAUGGAAGUACACGAGUCGUCGAAACCUCACACACAUUUCUUCUAA
Messenger RNA from Macroventuria anomochaeta, 2091 nucleotides. RefSeq lists its product as uncharacterized. The transcript has 3 exons. Gene Ontology annotation, biological process: actin cytoskeleton organization. The coding region runs from base 1 to 2091 and encodes 696 amino acids. NCBI's taxonomy places the organism in Eukaryota, Fungi, Ascomycota, Dothideomycetes, Pleosporales, Didymellaceae. The record is from RefSeq and is a predicted model, not a curated record. Gene Ontology annotation, molecular function: actin binding.